Dicrocoelium dendriticum is the source of this 2658-nucleotide messenger RNA. NCBI's taxonomy places the organism in Eukaryota, Metazoa, Platyhelminthes, Trematoda, Plagiorchiida, Dicrocoeliidae. The record is from the annotation of a GenBank genome assembly.
AUGCUUGAGGCGCUGUUUUUCCACUGCUGUCGGUUGAACUCACAUGACUGUUCACAGAAGGCCAGUUCACCGGCUAGACCCUUAGCCGGUCAGCCGAUCGACGGUGCAUCUCUUAACCGUUCAACUGCUCGGCCCCAAGUCGUCUCCAUUUCAUCCGUUUCUGCAAGUGGCUUUAGUGAUAGUGUUCAUCUCACGCCCCCAAGUACACGCCUACCUGAUCCACUACAGUGUAUUCAGCCCGACGGAGACACAAAAAGAACACCUCAGAGGAAGAACAUUAUAGUUGCCGCAUCAGUUGAAUCAACUGGUGCUUCUUGCGCCGCCCCUUCUGCGCCCAAUUUUUUGUCACACAUUUGUGUCUCGAACAACACCGUUGUUCCAGUAAUUGGCGCCUGGGUCCCGUCUGAUUCUAAACGUGUACGCCGACCAGUCUCGAGGCGGUUAACACAAGCCCCUGAAGCAACUGUUUCCCAGGGCGCACCAAUUCUGCCCUGCUAUCGGGCUACUCACAAACCUUUUGCAGCCUCAAACACCGACGUAUCUCAGGCGAGUUCUGACCCCGCACUCAUCGUCACUUCCCCCAUCUGUGUUGGCCUCUUGCAAUUCAUCCAAGAAACUGAUGUGGUCCUAAGUCAUAUCACACCGUGGAUCUAUAAUAUAACCCUUUCCGAGCAAAUUUCCCGGAACUGUCCACCGGUAUGUGUCCUAUCUAAUUUCUUGUGGAUUGCCCCUGUCUGGAAUCCCUUAUUAACCAACUCCACACAAGACACCUUUCUCCCUACUGCAGAACUACCUUCCUCUGUGAACGUUUCAGUUCCUUCUAUUGGCUCACCUUCUGUCCAUAAGAUAGGUCGCUGUGCUUUCGAUACACCAACCUCCUGUCGGAAAGCCCUUUGCGUUUAUCCUUCUACUGGACCGUUUUCGCUCAAGGGUUCUUCCCUGUUCAUGUCAACCUCAGCACGUCCUCCUCGUAUGCCGAACGUACCUAGCAGCGGUAUUGUCCGCUCUGGUACCACUCAUGCUAUGACCGGUGUUACUCCAUCCACGGAUAAUAGACCGGUACGCCUAGGAAGUGUCGCUUCUCGAGAAUCUUCCUACUCUCCCCCCGCGGACCGCAAAGCAUCUGGCACUCGUCGUCCCAAUAAAGGGGCUGGUGGUGUACAACCAGAUGAAGUCAACGCCGCUUUGCUUCGAAAGUUGGAGAAAACCGCUUUGUCCGCCGUAAGUUCUGGUCACGAAUCAGCUCAGGGGAUGUACAAUGAAACCGAUUAUCUUGAUGUUCAGAAUCCUUUUGAAAUUGAUCCCGACGACGAUGAUGAUGCCGAUAACGAAGGUGUAUUACUAUUGGCCAGUGCUUCUCUUCGUUUGCCUCCUCACCAAGCUCAUCUGACACAAUCUGACCAUCUUCCUUCAUCAUCAUCCAAUGCUCUUCCGUCUCCCCUCAAUCGGUUACUACGGCUUCUUUCUUCCGGAGCCCAAGUGAUCAGUUUGAAACCAGUUCGAGCGUUCAAACCACCUUCUCCUUCGGUGCCUUCACCGAAGAUUCCCGUUGUUGAGAAAUCCACUCAAACCGAUGGUCAUAUAGUUUGCAAGGGCUGUGGAGCUAAGUUAAGUUUUGCUGCUCCGAAGAAGACGUACAUCGCUUCCAGCACCACUCAUCUUUCUAAGAAGAAUGUUCUAUACGUUUCUCUCAUUGAAAUAUUACCUGAAGUCAUCCCGCUUUCCAGGGGCGUUUCUUUGCGCCGUCCUAGAUCCUCUCUGGCGACUGCUCCAACCGCGAUAUCAACACAAAGCGCUCAAGCUACUCGGUUCCGAUGGCCUGCGGACGGGGAGAUAGUAGACUGUGUCGAAACGCUGCCAGACAGUCCGGUCGCCGUUUUCAUCUUGCCAAUCUUGUGUGACGCCAUCACAUCAGCUUGCCCUCGUUUCUCCAAAACCGUGAAAUCUGUCAUUGGAAUUUGCGUGACGCGUACGACCAUUUGUGGUCCACAUGCCCCUAGAUUCCCUGCUGAGUUGUUCAAACGAACUGUGAAGAUGGCUGCUCCGCUUAACCUCCAGGCUAAUGGCGUCUCAAAAGUGCCCGGUAAGGCGGCUACAAGCACCGUUGCAGACGAGGAGUCUGAUGAAGAGUCAGACGGUCGGCGUCUUCGAAGACAUCUUCGCCGAACACAGAAAACGCAAGAAAUCAAUGCAGCCAUGAUCACUGCAGCCAUGCGUCAAAACGAGUUAGUUAAUAUUCAGGAAAAUGGACACCGACAAUAUCAAAUGUGUGAUCAAAUCAUGAAUGAAACAGGUACCUUCCGGGAUUCGGCGAACAGUGGUGUAGAUGCUCCAGAUUCCUCUGUCACAGAGGCCAUCACCGAGACUGAGAUGGACCUGCAGCAACCACCCUCUCGUCUGGCUGAAGCUAGACAGCGUGCGAAGAAGUUAAUCGAACAGCGAAAGCUGAGUAUGCAGGAACACACGACCACUGCUCAAACGGACCAAUUUUCAGAGGUGAAUGAGGAUGGCCGUGCAGACUCAGGCGUGGUCGAUGACGUCGACGGUCACCUUGUCUACAGUAUCGGACAGAUGAUCUUUGAUCGAUAUGAAAUCGUGAAGACCUUGGGCGAAGGAACGUUUGGAAAAGUAGUCGAAUGUGAAGAUCGUGUGCAGUGA